AUGUCUCGCCGCGUCAGACCUGGCUACCAUCGACAAGAAAUCAACAAAACCUCAUGGGAGGUACCGGAUCGGUACCGCGAGUUGAAGCAGGUGGGGACGGGGGCUUACGGGACUGUGUGCUCCGCAGUGGACGUCAGAACCAAAACCAAAGUGGCCAUCAAGAAGCUGUAUCGGCCUUUCCAGUCGGAACUGUUUGCCAAACGGGCCUACAGGGAGCUACGACUUCUCAAACACAUCAAGCAUGAAAAUGUGAUCGGCCUCUUGGAUGUGUUCACGGCGGACCUUUCUUUGGACAGAUUUAAUGAUUUCUACCUGGUUAUGCCGUUCAUGGGGACAGACUUGGGCAAAGUGAUGAAACUGCAGAGGCUGUCUGAAGAAAAAAUCCAAUAUUUGGUCUAUCAAAUUCUCAAAGGUCUCAAGUUUAUUCAUUCUGCUGGGAUCAUUCACAGGGACCUCAAACCAGGAAAUCUUGCCAUUAACCAAGACUGUGAGCUCAAGAUUUUGGACUUCGGUUUAGCGCGUCAGGCCGACAGCGAGAUGACGGGCUACGUGGUGACGCGCUGGUACCGAGCCCCGGAGGUCAUCUUGAGUUGGAUGCACUACAGUCAGACCGUGGAUAUUUGGUCAGUCGGUUGCAUCAUGGCGGAGAUGUUACAAGGAAAACCCCUCUUUAAAGGCAAUGACCAUCUCGAUCAGCUGACUGAAAUCAUGAAAAUCACUGGAACGCCAUCUCAGGAAUUGAUGGGCAAACUACAAUCAGAAGAUGCUAAAAACUACAUCAAAAGUAUUAAAAAAGUAGAAAAGAAAGACCUUCGCAAAGUCUUCUCCAACGCCAAUCCACAAGCCGUGUCCGUGCUGGAGCGGAUGCUAUUGCUGGAUCCGGAUGAGCGGACGACUGCGGCGGACGCCCUCACGCUGCCGUAUUUCAGGGAAUUUCGGGAACCGGAAGAGGAGACAGAAGCGCAGCCGUACGACGACUCUUUGGAUAACGCGGAUCUGCCUUUGGAACAGUGGAAACGUCACACCUUCACGGAAAUAUUAACUUUCAAGCCUUUUGUGAUGGAAUCCAAGGAAACCUCUUUGUAA
Molecule: messenger RNA, 1086 nt
Organism: Nerophis lumbriciformis (worm pipefish)
Lineage: Eukaryota; Metazoa; Chordata; Actinopteri; Syngnathiformes; Syngnathidae
Source: RefSeq, a predicted model, not a curated record